This is a messenger RNA of Aspergillus japonicus CBS 114.51, 2279 nucleotides long. RefSeq names its product putative poly(ADP)-ribose polymerase PARP. Gene Ontology annotation, molecular function: NAD+ poly-ADP-ribosyltransferase activity. The coding region runs from base 248 to 2209 and encodes 653 amino acids. The record is from RefSeq and is a predicted model, not a curated record. NCBI's taxonomy places the organism in Eukaryota, Fungi, Ascomycota, Eurotiomycetes, Eurotiales, Aspergillaceae. The transcript is spliced from 6 exons.
CACCGCUUUAUAACCAUAUGCAUCUCCUUUAAUCCUUUCGUUUUUGCCCUCUCUAUCCUUUCUUUUGAUUCUCACCUCGUCUCCAGUGUUGACAAACCUUGAUCUCAAGCUCAUCUUCCCCUUAUCCAGACACAUUGUGACCCACAAGGCCUCGUAUUCGCAACCGAGCCAAACACUGUUGCUCGGAGAGCUCACUCACCACUCUUUCCCCGGCACAUCAAUCUCACUUUCAUAUCCUCUCGUUGCCAUGACAAAACUACCGCUAGACGGAUUGGUCAUCGCCGUGGGCGGGACUUUCCCGGGCUACAAACAAGCCGACCUCACUUCCAUCAUCAAGAAACAAGGAGCAGAGUUCAGUUCGGCCAUCACCGAGACCUUGACGCAUCUGAUUACCACUCCCAAAGAAGUAGCUAACCAGAGUCGCAAAUACACGCAGGCAUGCAAGGUUCCGUACUGCAACAUUGUCUCGCUGGACUGGCUCAUCGACUCCGAAACGGCCGGCAAGAGACUGGCGGAGAAAGACUUUCUCCUGGACAACGCGAACGACAAAACAAAGACUGAUGGGGAAGAGACCAAGAAGAAGCGCACACUCGAGCAGGCACUGGGUGUCAACGAGGAUGGGACGACUAAGAAGCUCAAGAAUGCGCAGAAGGCCGGAACGAAGGCGUUGAACAUCCCUGUGGAUGAUGAGUGUCCGCUUCGACGCUCUCAUAAAGUAUACAUCGACCCCGAAUCGACCAUCUGGGAUGCCACCCUGAACCAGACCAGCGCCACCAACAACAAUAACAAGUUCUACCGCAUCCAGCUUCUCACCAACCCUACCCAGACAGAGUUUCUGACCUGGACCCAUUGGGGCCGAGUCGGAGAGAGUGGUCAGCAUGCUCUGCUGGGCAAUGGGUCCCUUGCGCGCGCCGAGGCCGAGUUCCAGAAGAAGUUCAAGGACAAAUCCGGCCUCACGUGGGAGAAGCGACUGGAACCGCCCAAGAACAACAAGUAUACCUUCAUCGAGCGCAACUACGAGGAGGAUUCAGACUCGGAGGACGAGGACGAGACGGCGGCGGCCAAGAAAAAGGUCGAGAAGAAGCCCAAGGUGGAGGUCAAGAGUGCUCUGCCCGUGCAGGUGCAGGACUUGAUGGCCUUCAUCUUCAACCAGGAGUUCUUCUUGUCCACCAUGGCUGCUAUGUCGUACGAUGCGAAGAAACUGCCCCUGGGCAAACUGAGCAAGCGUACGCUGCAAACAGGUUUCCAGGCAUUGAAGGAUCUGUCCGAGCUUGUGACCGACCCGGCGUUGGCAGCCUCCAAGUACGAGAUGAGUUUUCAGGGCGCCGCGGAGUUCCUCAGCAACAAAUACUUCACCACCAUUCCUCACGUGUUCGGGCGCAAUAGACCCCCUGUUCUCACUCAUGGUGAUCUGUUGAAAAGGGAGAUUGAGCUGCUGGAGACGUUGACAGAUAUGGAGGUCGCGAACAAUAUCAUGAAGGACGCCGAGGACGCGGAAAUGAUCCACCAGCUUGAUCGCCAGUUCCAGGGCUUAGGAAUGAAUGAGAUGACACCAUUGAUUCGUUCCUCAGCCGAGUUCCAAGAGCUAGAAACCUAUCUUGUGUGUUCGCGUGGUGCAUCUCACAGUGUCGGCCUUAAGGUCCUCAACAUCUUCCGCAUCGAGCGCCAAGGCGAGAAUGACCGCUUCAACUCCUCCCGCUUCUCCAAGAUCAAGAAUAGCGACCGCCGCCUCCUGUGGCAUGGAUCGCGCAGCACCAACUUCGGUGGUAUCCUGAGCCAGGGCCUGCGCAUCGCGCCCCCCGAAGCCCCCGUCAACGGAUACAUGUUCGGCAAGGGUGUCUACCUGGCUGAUAUGUCGAGCAAGUCGGCCAACUACUGCUGCGCCUACGGUAGUGGCAACAAAGGUCUAUUGCUGCUGUGCGAUGCGGAGCUGGGUGACCCCAUGCUCGAGCUGGAGCACAGCAACUUCAACGCGGGCGAGGACGCGGCGAAGCAGAACAAAAUCGCCACCCUAGGUCGGGGCCGCUCGAUCCCCGCGGGCUGGAAGGAUGCGGGCUGCGUCCAUCCCAACCUGGCCGGGGUCAAGAUGCCGGACACGGCGCACGGGGCGGCGGUUCGGAAUGCGGCGUCGCUCAUGUACAACGAGUACAUUGUGUAUGAUGUCGCACAGAUCCGGCAGCGGUAUCUUUUCCAUGUGGAUAUGCGGUAGGCGGGGGGGGGGGCAGCGUUUAUGGGUCUGGAUGAUUACUUCGGCGCAAUGGUAUGAUGGUAUUAGCGGG